AUGGCAACGCCUCGUCGAAAUGGACUUCUAUCAUCGUGCGAGCCUUGUCGGAAGUCCAAACUACGAUGCGACCACCAAAGUCCGACCUGCGGUCGAUGUCUCCGUCAUGGUCUGGCCGAUCGUUGCUUCUACCAUCCUGCUCCGCUAACUCAGCCGAGUGCACGAGCCCCCAGGAUGAUCUCACGGAAACCCGAGAGGCAGCGCCCGGAAAAUCAUUUGGUCUUUCGUUUAGAUCAAACGAUUUCCAGCACAGCCGCGCCAAGCCUGCCAUCAGCUUUGCCAUCGCUUACAGAUGAGGGCAAUACAUUACGCAACCAGCAUAUCGCGCGAUGGACUGCGAGGGAAAAGCAGACUCUGGGGCCGGGAGUCCUAGGGUUGGUCUCCCCCAAAGAUAUUUUUACGGAGUAUGAGGAUAUCCUCCGUGUCGGAGAACCAGGCUUACCUACAGCCACAGCACCAACGAUUACAUAUUCACCGAGCGAUCCCAAUCAGGUAUUGCUAGGAGUUCAGAUUCUAUCGCACCUGCAGAAGAUCCGUUGGUUCUAUGAAAUUAUUGAAUUGAAGAACAAGAUUUACCCAGGAUGGUUUCUCGGUCCUCCAUUGACUCGCGCCCUAUGUGAUUCUGUGGAGCAAAUGUAUGAUUGUGCAGAUACUCAUGCGUCGCUAGCGACUUUGUCCCGUCAAAUAUUUGUCAACACGUCCAAAGAUGUCAGAACAUAUCCGACAAUGAAUUUGCCUGAGUAUUUCGAUUCAAUAGCCACGAGAUGGGAGACAAUUGGACUUGUCUUCUCCUUGUUGGGGACAGCAUUAUUCCAUACACCUGAUGAUGACCCAAUAUUCACACAUCGCAACCCGUGGAAGCUUGAAAAGAGUCAGCUCAGAACUAUCGCUACCGCCAUUGGAGAGAUUUGCUGCCAGUUUUGCAAUGGCGCUGGGACGACUAGCGAUCCAUUUUGCUGGCUUAUGACCCAGCAAAUAGUUCUUUCGACUUCGAUGGUCUGGCAAAAGCUUGGAGAUUUAUCCACUAUUGUUUACGCGUUCGGCUUGCAUCAAUCCUGUGAAGAUAUUGAAACAUUUCCGUUCUUCUUAGUGGAGAUACGAAAGCGAGUCAUGGUGUGCGCAUACGCAAUUGAUAAAGAGCUAGCGACCUCUUUGGGGCGUCCCCCACGGAUCUGCUCUCGGUACUGUGUUAUUCCGCUUCCCUUGGAUAUAAGUUAUGAGAAGAUGGUCCUCUCACACAGUGAAGGAGAGAAGGCACCGCAGAAUCUCGACGCGAAUGGUUGGAACACCGAGGGGAACCUGACCGUUGGUGUUAGGCUUCGCGUCGUGCUACUGACGAGUUUGUUGCGAGAAAAUAUCCUAGAAUUGUCUCUGAGUCCUACAACCCAGCAUAUUCUACCUAGAGGUGAGUUCGUAUCCCAUUAUAGACUACAUAUCAUGUUGAUGUUGAUUUUAGAGACUGACAGGAGGAAACCGCGCAGAAAUUUGAUUCAGGAAUCUCGUCAGACACAACAAGACCUUCCCUCGUUUUUGCAUUGGUAUCCCGAGGAAGCUGCAGCGGGUGCUUACAGAUUUGCACGAGAUGAGGCUCGCGCCUUCGCUCACAUAGAAUUCACGUACCAGGAGUUUCUGCUACAUCGAAUCUUGCUAAAGCGCGUUGGAAUAAACUCGCAAGGCCUCCUUGAAAGCUCCCUGGAAAUAAUUACCACACUGUUACAUAUUAUUUCCAUGCAAACCCAGCCUGCUCACUUGAAGGCGAAUAUGUCAUGGGAUUUAUGCUAUAUGGGCCUACCUGCUGCAGGCAUCCUAACUUCGAAACUGCUCUCGGAGUAUACCUAUGAGAUAUCGAAUCCAUCAUCAACGCCGUUAACUGCCAAUUUCCGUUCGCUUACAAUCCAAAAGCUUAAUGAUUUUGUCUCUCAUCUGACCUUCCUGGUGCUGCCGUACGAAGGGAGUUAUGAGAUUGCCCAACAAGGGGCGAGAUUUAUUCGUCGGGUGCUCGAUCAAAUUCUUUCUCCUACGUGUCCCCAACCAGAACUUGAACUGUCUGAAAAUUGGCUUGACGGUUGUGAUUUGGAUGGCAACCUUGAUUUCGUGGCGUGGUUUGACAACAUUCACUGGUCGCAAGACCCUUUGUUAAAUUCCACUUAA
This is a messenger RNA of Penicillium hordei, 2151 nucleotides long. RefSeq lists its product as uncharacterized. Lineage: Eukaryota; Fungi; Ascomycota; Eurotiomycetes; Eurotiales; Aspergillaceae. Gene Ontology annotation, molecular function: DNA binding; DNA-binding transcription factor activity, RNA polymerase II-specific; zinc ion binding. Gene Ontology annotation, biological process: regulation of DNA-templated transcription; DNA-templated transcription. The coding region runs from base 1 to 2151 and encodes 716 amino acids. The record is from RefSeq and is a predicted model, not a curated record. Gene Ontology annotation, cellular component: nucleus. The transcript is spliced from 4 exons.